Molecule: messenger RNA, 5585 nt
Organism: Rhincodon typus (whale shark)
Lineage: Eukaryota; Metazoa; Chordata; Chondrichthyes; Orectolobiformes; Rhincodontidae
Gene: srrm1
Product: serine/arginine repetitive matrix 1
Exons: 16
Coding region: 1809-4325 (838 amino acids)
Biological process (GO): regulation of mRNA splicing, via spliceosome; mRNA processing
Cellular component (GO): spliceosomal complex
Molecular function (GO): RNA binding
Source: RefSeq, a predicted model, not a curated record
UGAACCAAAAUGGAUGUUAUUCCGUCUGAAGUAUAGCACCAUCACCUUGUUAGGUCACAGCAAAGUGAAUUCCAAUGUCGCUCUGACCCUCCUCCCUUGAUGAUGCAGUGUGUGUUUGGAGGUGAGUUGUGUAAAGUGACCAGACGAAAAUCCUCAUGCCACUCAAUGAAGAGCACUCGGACAAACUUUACACUGCUCAGAAGUAAAAAGUGGAAAGCAAAACAGUAGCCAGUCUAGAUGAGGAAAAAUGUACUAUUGCAGAUAAAAUUGUUUCUGUAAUCUAAAAACUGGAUAUGGCUUUUUAGUGAAGCUUUAGGCUUAUUAAUGACCAAUAUGAAAAAAGUACUGUUGUUUUUGAACUCUUAAUUAAAAUCAAGAUGUUGGAACUUUUCUGGAGGGCUAAUUGUUUUCUUAAAAAAAAAAUACUCAAAACUUCAACUCGCCACUGCAACCCAAGGGAUACUGAGACUCCAUCUUUCAUUUGGGGAAGAAUAUUUAGACAUAUAUAGGAGGAAAGUCAUGUUGAUGUGGAGCUACAAAUGGUACAUAUUGAAUUUGUGCCACCGUAAGGUUCUAUUUUUCAUGCGACUGAAAUGUAUACUUAACAUUCAAAUGUGUCUGAUCUAAUUUGUCCACGUAGAAAUGUUCAGGCUUUUCUUAUUUUACAAAUGAAUAACAUGACAACAGCUAUACUGGUAGAUAGAAUCCUGUAUGGAAGCAAGGUGUACAUCUUGAAAGAAAGAAAAAUUAUCCUGUUUACUUCGCUUGAAAUGUACCUCUUAAUAACUGAUCAUGGAAUGACAUUGGUGGUGAAUAAGGAAAGGUUUGCAGCCCAACCAUGCUGCCCUCCCAGUUGCAGGAGGAUGCAAGCAGCUCACAAGCAAGGCAAAAUAUAGUAGUGUAGAUUUCCAUGUUAACUCUGUUGCAUUGAUAGAUUCAGUGUGAGUUGCCAGCAUGUCUGAGAGUUCUCAGAACUACCAGAAGAUUCAAAGUAGUGGUGACUCUUAAUGUACUUGUUUACAAAUUAAAUGAUCUUCUGAACAUCUUUUUAAACCAUAGAAUGUAUGCUAUAUAUGUUUAGAUAUUGAACAAAAUAUCUUGUAAAGAUAAAAAUAGCUUGGCAUCAGCCGUAGAAUAUUUCUAAAAAAUUUUUGAGCAGGGUUUGUCCAAGUUUGAAGAACUGUCUUUUGCAGCCCUGUAUUUACCGAAUAGUAACAGACUUAGAUAUGUUGACUGCUAUGAACAUAGCCAAUUCAUUUAGCAGUGUUUCAGUAUAGCAUAAAUGCACUUAGCGUAAAUCUCAUUUAUACUUAAAGUAGCAUUAGUAGAUACGUAGUAGGUCAUGAAAAUCAGUGGAAGGAUCAGCAUGUAAAUAUCUUAGUUCAUUGAAUUAAUACAUUGUAACAUAGUUUAGGUGCUUGCAUGUUACUAAAUAUUGUAGUUUAAUGUAAAAAUCAGAUUUGGAGAGGUAGCAACAGCUCUGCUUCACUUGGAGCAUGAAGGCAAGUUUAUUUAAGCAGAAGUUUAAUAUAAACUGUUCAUUUUUCUUUUAUGUGGCUGUUUACUCAUUAUUGCUUGUUCGUCUCUUACAAUUUAGAUAAAUGAUAUAACAUUAUACUCAAGGUGAUUGAGUUGCAGUAGGGAGUCGGAAGCAACCCAAGGGAACAUCUUUCUCUACAGGGGACUUGGAACUUUGGGUUCAGGAGUCGACCAGAAGAAAUUGAAGACCUCAGGACUCUGUACUUGCUUUAUGGUGUUCUGACACGUUUGUGUGUUUUUUUUACUGGACCUCGUUGCUCUGGCAACCUAUGUGCAGUACCCAUUCACUAAAACAACAGAAGGCCUAUUGGCUAUUGUCAGGAAAUAGUGAGAGGCAGUCUGGCCUCAACCCAGAUGCAAAGCUGAUGCAGAUUAAUUUGACGGGGUUUUUGAAUGGAAAGAAUGCAAGAAUGUUCAUGGGGGAGCUUUGGCCAUUGCUCUUGAGUGCACAAGAAAACAUCGCAGGAAUUCCCUCUGCCUUUCUAGAACAAAAGAAAGAAGAAAUCAAGCAGAGACAGAUUGAACAGGAAAAGCUGGCUACCAUGAAGAAACAAGAUGAAGAGAAGGAAAAAAAAGACAAGGAAGACAAAGAAAAUAGAGAAAAGAGGGACCGUUCCAGAAGUCCAAAGAGGCGUAAGUCAAGAUCUCCAUCACCGAGGAGGCGGUCCCCAGCAAGGAAGGAACGAAAGCAUUCUCUCUCCAAGUCUCCUCGUCGUAGGACCAGAAGCCGGAGCAGAAGUGCUUCUCCAGUGUCUAAUAUUAAGAAACCUGAACAGCUGUCACCUGAGCCAGAUCUUUCACUAAAAGAAAGGAAAGAAUCUCCUGCUCCAGAGGCAACUUCAACAAGUGAUAUUCUGAAGGAAAUCAAACCUGUGAUACCAGAGGUGAAGGAAAUUUUAUUAGAACAGCCGACAAAAAAGGAGAAGGAAAGAAAAGAAAGGAAUCGACAUCGAUCACGGUCGCGGUCAAAAUCGAAGUCCAGGUCCCGUUCACGCUCUCAUUCACGGGCAAGGAGGCGUCCUCGGUCUCGAUCAAGGUCGUAUUCACCUCGAAGAUGGCCCAGUCCAAGACGGAGGUCGCCUCCUCCUCGAAGGAGGAGUCCACCAAGGCGUCUGCCGCCACCGCCCCCUCCAUCCAGGCAUCGAAGGAGUCGGUCACCUAUUAGAAGGCGCCGAUCUCCUUCAAUUUCUUCCUCUGGCAGUAGUUCCUCUUCCUCUUCCAGAUCGAGGUCACCUCCAAAGAAAACAAAACGCGUGUCAAUCAGUCCGCCCCGGAAACCUCGCCGUUCUUCUCCAUCUCCUGCUACUCCACCCAGGAGGCGACAUAGGUCACCAGUGUCUGCAACAAGUCCAAGUCAUAAAGGACCACGGUUGUCAUCUCCUCCACAUAUGAAUCGUUCAAGGAAAGGUUAUACUUCUGUAUCUCCUGCUAGGCCAGCACCUAAACGGAAAGGGAGUGUGAAGCAUGAAUCUGUUUCGCCCCCUCCUAAACCAAGACGAUCAGAACCAUCAGACUCAGAAGAUGAUAAAGGAGGUAAAACUGCAGGAGUGGAAUCAGUGCAACAGAGACGCCAGUACCGCAAACAGAACCAGCAGACCUCUUCAGAGUCAGGAUCUUCAUCUUCAUCUGAAGAUGAAGCCCCAAAACGGUCAAGUGCAAAGAAUGGUGAAGUUCGAAGAAGGCGCCAGCGUUCAUUGUCGCGGAGUAUAUCUCCACCUCCUGCAAUGCGAAAACGACACAAGGAUUUUUCACCGAGGAUGCCGCUCGGAAAGAGGUGGCACUUCCCAGUGGCGAAAAGGAGAAGGAGAAGCCCAUCACCGCCUCCAAGGCGCCGCCGAACUCCAUCUCCUCCCCCUCCUCCUCGAAGGCGCAGGUCACCAUCUCCAUUGAGGCGCAGAUCUCCAUCUCCACCGCCGCGUAGGCGUUCAGCCUCACCUCGGCGUUAUUCCCCUCCAAUUCAGAGGAGAUAUACUCCAUCACCACCACCUAGAAGGAGGGGAUCCCCAUCACCAGCUCCAAAGCGCCGUAGUUCCCCUUCUCCCUCAGCCAGGCGUAGGAGAGGAUCACCACCGAGUCGUUCCAACAGAGAUGUUCGCUCUCCUCCUCCACACAAACGCCAUUCACCAUCCCCACGACCAAGGGUGAUGCGUGGAUCUAUUAGUCCACCACCAGCACGAAGAGUGUCAGUAUCACCGCCUCCACCGCAACGACGUCAUAUGUCACCAUCCCCUAGUAAUAGGCCAAUUCGGCGAGUUUCACGGACCCCGGAACCCAAGAAACCUAAAAAGAUCACACCAAGUCCACUAGCUGUAAGAAGAGCUUCUUCUUCCAGAUCCAUAUCAAGAUCACCAGAACCUCUUCCCAAGAAGAGGCCAAUUGCUUCAGUCUCCAGGUCACAAUCUGUCAGCAGGUCACCAACUCCUGCUCCCACUCUACCACAAAACAAAAAGACAAAGAGUGCUUCGAUUAGUCCAUCUCCUGUGAAGAUCUCUGAUCAGGAAACUGGAGGAAAGAAGAAGAAAAAGAAGAAAGAUAAGAAACAUAAGAAGGACAAAAAGCACAAGAAACACAAGAAGCAUAAGAAAGAAAAGGCUGCAGCGUCAACAGCAGUUGUAGAACAAACAAUGGGGUCAUUUGAAGCUCCAGCAAAGUCACCCCAGCCAGAACCUUCAGAACCUGUAAAGGAAUCGGAAAGUGAAGAAGAAAAUUUAGAUGACCUGGAAAAGCAUCUCCGAGAGAAGGCUCUACGAUCAAUGCGGAAGGCUCAAGUUUCACCACCAUCAUGAAGGAGAGUGCAGAAUAUAUCUAACUUACGGAGCUGAUUGGAUUAGGCACAAGGGCUUUGUACAUUUUAAAAUUGACUGCUAGAAUAAUGCCAGUAUAUUGAAAUGGCUGUCAUGCCACUCAUGAACACUGACACUGCCUCUUACUUAUACCGGAAAUAAUUUUUCAUAGUCAAAUUGAAAUGUUUUAUUACAAAUUUAGACAAAAUUCCUACAUGGCUUUCAUUUUCACAACUACAUCUCAUUUUAAAUGCAAUAAUACUUGAAAAGCCGUUGAUCUCGAUGGUUUGAUGGUUGGUUUUAAUCCUGGAGCUGUAUUUUGCUUAUCCUCAUCGACCAUGAUUGGCUGAGAUUCAUUCUUUCCUAUCUGACCUUAAACAGCUCUGUCCCAUGGAGCUGUUUCAUUUCUUCCAUCAGCUCAACCAACUUACAUGCAUGGUUGCUGCCAGCUGAUCAUGGAACAGAGUGAUGGAAAUCUUGGGGAAGCCUCUGACUCAGAAUUUCCUGACUCCUUUUGAAUGGUCUGCUUGAUAGUGAGAAAUCCUUUGUGGGGGAACUGGUUUUGAUAAAAACAGAUCUGUAUGGAAUAAGUUGUGAAUUUGGAGUGAACCAGUUUUCAAAUUCAGCCAUAAAGUAUGCUGGAUUUGCACUGAAUUGACUGAAUUUAUGCUGUUUGUGAUGAAACAUUUAAUGUGUUGGUACCUUUUUCUUUCCGUUUGCUGUUUUUGUCUUGGCUGCCAUUAAUGGUAUUAUGUGACAUCAUUUAUGUAACUGUACAAAUCCUUUGUGUUUAAUCCACUGAUACAAUCUGUAGUGUAGUUUCUGCAGAGUUUGAGUUUUAUUUGAGCCGUUUGAUUGUCCACAACAUUCUUUAUAAAGAGCUUCAGGUGAAAAUGCGCUGUAUCUAGAACACUGGAAGUCUCUUUUUUUUAAAAGAAAUGAAAAUUGUUAUAGGAAGAGGAUGGUACUACCAGGAUCUGAAGGAUUUUAAGAUUCCCUGGUUGACAGUAGCUAUGGGUUGUAUUUUCCUUUGUGUAACAGGCUGGUUUCACCCAAACUGUUAAUGUCUUCUACUGUUACGGUUGUUCUGGGAGUAAAAACAAAACAUGUUUAGAUGCUGUUCUUUUGUGGGAGCUUAACAAAAUCUGUAAUGAAUAUUUUGAAUUUGUCAUCUUUUGACUUAAAAGGGUUUUUUUAUAAACGUUGAAUUAUAAAGCUGUAAAAAGCUGAAGUAAUAAAUGGAAAUUAAAUUUCUAAAUUGAA